Theileria parva strain Muguga is the source of this 1812-nucleotide messenger RNA. RefSeq names its product DHHC palmitoyltransferase family protein (gene Zdhhc20). The record is from RefSeq and is a predicted model, not a curated record. NCBI's taxonomy places the organism in Eukaryota, Apicomplexa, Aconoidasida, Piroplasmida, Theileriidae. Gene Ontology annotation, molecular function: palmitoyltransferase activity. The coding region runs from base 952 to 1812 and encodes 286 amino acids. The transcript is spliced from 5 exons.
AUAAAUUAUAAAAACAUACUUGGUUCACCCUGAUCUAAAUACCAAGGAGCUUUAGAAAUAUAUUGAGGGAUAUGAGGGUUUAUAUCAUUCCCUAACUCAUCCUUGAGGGCGGGAACAGUACCAGCCCUCCGGGCUUCAUCCAACUCACGGUCCCGCUUCAAGCUUUCCCUUGAUUUGGAAUUUAUUAAACUCAUUGUUAAAUUUUACACUACAUUUUAAAAUGUAUAAACUAAAUAUACUCAAGAUAUAAAUUGUUAGGCUAACCAAAUAUAACAAAUGCUGAACAUAAUAUUAAACAUUAUAAACUUUAAUUAAGUUCCAUAUUUUAAAAUGGAUUUAUUUAAGAUGAUUAAUUGGAAAUAAUUGAUCAAGAAGUGUAAGAAAUAAGUUAGGAAUCCAUAAUGUGUUAUUAAAUGAAAAUAAUCAAUAUUCUAUAGAAUAUUAUAUAUAAAAUUGUUAUAUAGAUUGAAAAUCUUAAUUUAAUAAAUAAUUGACUAAAAUGCAAAUUUUAUGCUCACUGGCACCGGUAACCCAAGAGAUAAAUGAAUUAAAUAUAAAAACAAUCAGUACUAUCCCGAUUCCUUUCCAUAUAAAAACAUACUUAUAAAACAUGUUAUUGAAAUAUAUAAAGACAAAAUGUGUAGCCUUUAAACUGCAUAAGUUAUAUCUGGGGGAUUAGGACCACAAAGAAGGAUAAGAUACUUAAAUUUCUGGCCUUAAUAUUAAGUGAUAUAGGCAUAACAUGUGCCUAUAAGUGUUUUGUAUAUUAUACUUUGACAUUUUUUAAUACUUUUGACUGUGUAUUUAAAAAUUGAUACACAUUUAUUCAUAAUUGAAAAUGUAUUAAACUUUUAAAUUUUCUCUCUUUUAAUGUAAAAUAUUCCCUUUAAUUUAAUGUAAUUUCGUUUGUUUAAUAAUCUUUCAUAUCGCACCUUAAUAUUUGUCGGUAAAAUGGGAAAUCAAGGCCAGCUUCUGAGCUUCUGCUCCAUGAUUUCCACAGCAAAAAAUAAAGGGACCCUUUUAAGAAAUGUAGCUCUCGUAAUUACUGUUUAUAUGUAUGCCGGAGUCAUGUUCAUACUCUUGAGGCAUUUUUUUGAAGAUUUAACCCUCUAUGGACUCGGUAUUAUUGGUGGAUUCAACCUACUCUUCUUUCUAUUCUUCAUCAGCUUCAUUCGAUCUGCCGUGACGGAUCCUGGUGUUGUUCCAUUGAAUUGGGGGUUUUAUAUGGGUGAUGAUACAAAGAGGAGAAGGUAUUGCAAAAUUUGCAAUGUUUGGAAACCUGACAGGACACACCACUGUUCCUCAUGUAACCGAUGUGUUUUAAAUAUGGACCACCACUGCCCCUGGAUUGGAAAUUGUGUUGGAUUCUAUAACCGUAAAUAUUUCAUGCAACUCUUAGUGUACUCAAUUUUCGCACUUGGUUUUACCCUUUUACAAUCAGUAUUAUACUUGUAUAAUGAGACCAUUGAGAAUUCGAUGGACGAAUUUGAUGAAGUCGGCCCAAAGGCCGUCUCUUACAUUUACGUUUGUGGUAUGAUCUUUAUCGGACUUGCCCUUAUUAUUGCUCUCAUUCCAUUCUUACAAUUCCACUUCAAAUUAGUAUUGAGGAACUCGACAACGAUAGAGAAUUUGGACGAUUCUAACAAGGAUUCGGGGAUUUAUGACAUGGGGGUCGGUGCUAAUUUACAACAAGUUUUCGGUGCGAACCCGCUUUGUUGGUUCGCUCCUUGUAACCUGCCUCUAAAUAGACCUGUUGGUGACGGUGUAAGAUGGUCUCAGUAUUGUUACAAUCCAAUACCUGAUAAAGUUUAA